AUGAUUCACAGCAAACUUAUUGAGAGUAGCAACGGCACAGACCUCACACUCACAGAUGAAGAUGUAUACAAGACCAUCUCAACGUACAAGCCUCUACAUUUAAGAUUUACACAAUUAUUUGAACCUCCAGUCAUAUCUUGGAGUGACGUUGGCGGCUUACAGCGAAUAAAAAAAUCCCUUACAGAAUCAAUAUUAUGGCCAACUACUUACUCGAAAUUAUUCAAAAAUUAUCCACUGCCAUUAAGAACCGGUGUCCUGCUCUACGGACCGCAGGGUACUGGCAAGACCCUUCUUGCUUCAGCUGUAGCUAGUGAAUGCAAAUUAAACAUCAUUUCUGUGAAAGGCCCUGAACUGCUGAACAAAUUUAUAGGUGCCAGCGAAAAAGCUGUUAGAGAUACAUUCAAAAAGGCCAAAAAUGCCAGCCCAUGUGUAAUAUUUUUUGAUGAAUUAGAUUCUCUCGCUCCCAGAAGGGGUAGGGAUAGUACUGGAGUCACAGAUCGAGUUGUCAAUCAGUUAUUGGCGGAAUUGGAUGGAGUUGAAGAGUUGGAGGGGGUGUACGUACUUGCGGCUACUAACAGGCCUGAUCUUAUAGAUCCUGCACUUUUGAGGCCAGGCAGGUUGGAUAAGUUGCUUUAUUUUCCUCUACCCGAUGCUGCUGAAAGGUUGAUGAUUCUUGAAGCCCUCACAAAGAAUGUUGUUCUAGAUGCUGAUGUUGAUUUGAAGAAUCUGGCUGAUAGCACUGAAAAUUUCACCGGUGCUGAUUUAAAAGGAUUGCUCUACAACGCCUUGCUCGAAGUUGUUCAUCAUCAUUGUCAUCAUGAGGAAGGAAACAACAAUGGUGAAGGCGCCUUUGAUGAUUCAGUCAUAAAAGUUAAGUAUGUGCACUUGAAGACAGCUCUCAACAAGACACAACCUUCCAUUCUCGAAAGAGAUAGAAGACGUUUUGACGAAAUUUAUUCACAAUUUAAUGGUCCUAAUGAGGAAAUUGCUCACAAUUUAGCAAAUACUGUCGGUGUCAAAGCUACAUUUGCUUAAAUUUGUUUUAGAUACUUUUCUGAUAAACUUAUUUGUAUUGUAUUUUAUAAAGCAAAUAAAAAAAUUUAAACUCCAUUUAUUACUAUAAACACAGAAAGUUGAAAACUGUUUUUAUGUAGUUGAGAUAUCUUUACAAGAAAAUAUAUUACAUCAUCAUCAUCAAAUCUUAGCAAACAAAUAAACUAAAGACCACAAUGCUCAUAAAAUUCUCUAAAAUAUCCAAAUGAUCACACAUCAACUAAUUAGUCAAAUAAUUUAACUCUAAGCUUUACAUUUAAAAUUGGAAAAUUAAAUAAGAUUGUCAUAUAGUCAGUGAAGUCAUUAUUUUUAUCUUUAAAAUUCCUACAUGACUAUUCAUUGAAAACAUUUACAGAUAUAAACCAACACAAAUGAAUGAAUGUUAAUAUUUUCAGUCACAGAUAACAUUAAAAUUUUAAAAUGACAACAUCAAUUUAUUUUGGGGCACUGGAGCUUGGGGUGCUUCCUACUUUUGCGGUCUUCUUGGGCAAAAGGACAGCCUGUAUGUUUGGCAGCACACCUCCCUGGGCAAUGGUAACCCCUGAUAACAGCUUGUUCAAUUCUUCAUCGUUACGAAUUGCUAAUUGUAGGUGACGUGGAAUAAUUCUUGUUUUUUUGUUGUCUCUGGCAGCAUUGCCAGCCAAUUCGAGUACUUCAGCAGCCAGGUACUCCAUGACAGCGGCCAAGUAAACAGGAGCUCCUGCUCCAACUCUCUCCGCGUAGUUGCCUUUACGUAGCAGACGAUGAAUUCGACCGACGGGGAACUGAAGUCCGGCGCGACUUGAACGACUUUUCGCCUUCCCCUUCACUUUGCCACCUUUUCCUCUUCCUGACAUCUUUUAUAUUUCCGAAGAAAAUAACAAACUACGAAGACAAUUUCGAGGCGAAGACAACGCGAAUCAAUGGACGAACGUAGAAAAUUAUAAUAUCGGGAU
Messenger RNA from Helobdella robusta, 1988 nucleotides. RefSeq lists its product as hypothetical. NCBI's taxonomy places the organism in Eukaryota, Metazoa, Annelida, Clitellata, Rhynchobdellida, Glossiphoniidae. Gene Ontology annotation, biological process: protein import into peroxisome matrix. The transcript has 2 exons. Bases 1 to 1035 code for a protein of 344 amino acids. Gene Ontology annotation, molecular function: ATP hydrolysis activity; ATP binding. Gene Ontology annotation, cellular component: peroxisomal membrane; cytosol. The record is from RefSeq and is a predicted model, not a curated record.